This is a messenger RNA of Parnassius mnemosyne (clouded apollo), 804 nucleotides long. NCBI's taxonomy places the organism in Eukaryota, Metazoa, Arthropoda, Insecta, Lepidoptera, Papilionidae. The record is from the annotation of a GenBank genome assembly.
AUGGUCAAAAAUGGAGAGGACCGCUUGUGCGUAGAUUAUAGAGAGUUGAAUGUGAACACAGUAAGAGAUCAUUAUCCACUGCCACUCAUCUCUGAACAACUGGACCAACUAGCAGAAGCCAAAUAUUUUACAUGUCUGGAUAUGGCCGCAGGGUUUCAUCAAAUACCAAUUGAACCAAAUUCCAUUGAGAAGACUGCAUUCAUUACUCCAGACGGGCAAUAUGAUUACCUUACGAUGCCUUGUGGGUUUACCAAUGCUCCAUCAGUAUAUCAAAGAGCAAUCAACAAAGCAUUAGGAGAUUUAAGAGGAAAAACCGCUCUAGUUUACAUGGACGAUAUCUUGAUUCCCAGUAAAACCAUCGUAGAAGCCAUUGCAAAACUAGAACUGGUAUUGGAAGCCCUGGCGAAAGCUGGUUUUGCUAUAAAUAAAAAGGAAUGCGCCUUUUUGAAGAGUGCAAUUGAAUAUCUUGGAUUUAUGGUAAGCAAUGGCAAAAUUAGACCCAGUCCGACGAAAGUAGAGGCCUUAGCUAAAUCUCCUCCUCCAACAAACAUCAAACAGCUAAGGCAGUUUAAUGGCUUGGCGGGAUAUUUUCGGUGCUUCAUACCCAGGUUUUCAACUGAACUGGUUCCUCUCUAUAAUUUAACCAAAUUAGGAGCGACAUGGGAAUGGACGCCAAAACAUGAAGCUGUUCGCUCCAAAAUUAUAAAGUAUCUCACAUCGGCACCGCUACUCACUAUUUGUAAGAGUGUAACCCAACAGAAUUACAUACCGAUGCUAAUUCUUUCGGAUUUGGAGCAGUUCUAA